UCGCGACACUUCUCCGCCCUCUGUGGUUCUUGUUCCUUGACGCGGUGGUGACAUUGGAUUCAUUUUCCGGACCGUUGCUCUGGCUGUCGUGUUGCCGAACCAAGCGGAUCAUUAAUGAUAUCGAAAGGGAGAGUCCACGGUAAAGGUUCCAGGAUGUCGCUGGAGGGGCUGGCGGCGAGUGGCUUUAAGCAGUGCCAGCAGGCCCAGGAUCAGCUGGAGGACACCAUCGGCGCCGUGAUGAAGGCGGAGCAGCAGCUGAGGGAGAAUGCCAGAGAGGUGCGCUCAGAGUUGCAGAGCUGCGUGAGCCGCCAGCAGGAGGCGCUGCGCUGCAGGGAGGUGUGGCUGCUAGGUCAGAUCGAGCUGCUCGAACAAGUGAAGACGGAAACUCUGCAACAGCAGCUGCACCAGCUGCACCGGCUCCGAGGUCAGUUUGACGUGAUCGCCUACCAGCUGCAGAACUCCAGCAGCAACGACCUGAACAACCAGCUGACCAGCUGCAUGGAGAACACACACACACACACACACACACACUGUGUUAGUGGAUCUUUCAGGCGUGUUCUCUCUCCUUCCUGUUUACAGCUUGUGGACGGUAUGUCCUCUCAGAGCUCCACCCACCUGAGACCUCAGGUGCAGAGUUGUCCAAUCACAGCGAAGAAGCAGCAGGUGGCUGAGCCCUCCUCUCUGAGCGAUUGGCUGCUAGAAUCUCAACCCGCCAACAGCUUCGCUCCCAUUGGCUACCAGUCUAGCACAGACCCGCAGGAUUGGCUGCUGACACAGAAGGAGAGUAAGCAGACUUCCUGUCCCGUGAUGGCUUCCACGAACUUCAUGAAAGCCUGGGGUCAGCUCAGGGACCUGGAGGCGUGGCUUAUUCAAGACCACUCCCCCAACCGGGAGAGAAGCGUCAGCAGCUGUAGCUCCUCCUUCUCCAUCGAGAAGAUCGACGAAAUGGAGCUGUCCGCCGCCGCUGAGGAGGAGGAGCUUAACGACUGGCUUGUUACCCCGCCUACUGCUGCCAUGGAGACCAUGUCGGACGCCGAACGUUGGCAGCGUGUCUUCAAGCCGUUUGAAGAAAGCUGGUCAACCGAUGAUUGGCUGUCGCCAGCGAGCCGUUCAGUCGGCGACUGCUCGUCGUGCUGUCAGACCAUCAGCGCCGUGGAGAUCGAAAACCUCGGCAAGCUCAAGUGCCUGAAGACCACGCCUACCUCAGGCGCCACCUCGCCCACUUCUCCCGCCCCCGUGUCGAUGCCAGCGUCUCUGGAGGCGUGGUUGCAGAAGACGCCGCCGACGCCGCAGACCUGCCGCGCCAACGAGCUCUGCUCCGCCUACUCGGCCUGCGUCUGCGAGGAGAACUGCGGCAAGGAUGCGCUGAGCCGCUGGCUGCUGCAGCAGGAGGACCGCGACAAGAAUGGCGUCCCCAAGAACGCCCCGCCCACUGCCAAGAACGCCACGGCCACACCCUUCCACCGAGAGCAGGAGCAGAAGGUUCAGGCCAUCCUGGAGGCGUGGCUCCACCCCAGCUCCUCGCUCUCCGGCGGGGUGGCAGCUGAGGAGGAGAAGGCGAGCCGGGAGGAGAACGGUUCCUCCUCGUCGCUCUUCCAGAGCCCCCUGGAGACGGACCUGUGGCUAUUUCCACGGAAGAGCCCGGCGCCCGUUUCCGUAUCGCCGCCGCAGGAGGAGGAGGAAGAGGACAAGUGGCUGCUGAGGAAGAGGAGUCAAGCUCAGGAACGCCUCGCUGUGGCGCUGCCCACCAUGUGUGACCUGUUCUCUUGCAUGAAGGUGGGCGGAGACAAAGAGAAGUGGCUGCACAGAUCUCCCGUACAGAUGUGACGAUGACGACGAUGCUUCUUCUUCUCUUCUGGAGUCACUUUAUCGCUGAUCAGCGCACACGAUCUCAUCUGUCUAACCGUCGUCGCUGACGCCUUUUUCUCCUUUCUGUGACAUCAUCGUGCCGCCACCCACCAUUGAUCAGUCAGCAGCAGCCUAAAGCCCCUUUCAGAUGUAGCUGGCCCCGCCCUUUGAUUAACGUGGCAGGAAGCAGGAUGUAGGAAAGGGGCCUCAGCAGUUUCAUCGGGUGAAAGUUUAUGGCCACAGAGGGUGUGGUGAGACGUUUCAGCUUCCAAUCAAUAACCGAUCAGUCACCAAUCAAUAAUCAGCAUUUAGAGCUGCGAGUGUUUCACUUAUUGUGGAAGAGGGGGCGGGACUAUAUGAAGAGUGUGUGGGUGUAUUUUAAACAUAAAUUAGACUUUAUUUUAUAAUACGACUGAUGUCACUUCCUUUAACCACUUUUUUUUCUAAAACCUGCUGACAUCACAGAGGCACUUCCUGUCUGGCCUGCAGGCUUCCAUCCUGUAACGUGGUUUGUUGGCUUUGUUGGAAGAAGCUGUGCAGGCUGGUCACGUGACUCUGGUCAGCGAUUGGUGCUUUCCAUUGCAGCUCUCAUGUGAGGCGGGGGGGGUUUAUCACAUAUAGCUGUGAUGUCAUCACUUUUUUCCUGCUGUGAUUCUCUACAGUAAUAAAGUUUUCUGACAUCA
Neolamprologus brichardi is the source of this 2531-nucleotide messenger RNA. The record is from RefSeq and is a predicted model, not a curated record. Lineage: Eukaryota; Metazoa; Chordata; Actinopteri; Cichliformes; Cichlidae.